Aspergillus caelatus is the source of this 1739-nucleotide messenger RNA. Its product is annotated as AAR2 splicing factor family protein. Bases 296 to 1666 code for a protein of 456 amino acids. The record is from RefSeq and is a predicted model, not a curated record. The transcript has a single exon. Gene Ontology annotation, biological process: spliceosomal tri-snRNP complex assembly. Lineage: Eukaryota; Fungi; Ascomycota; Eurotiomycetes; Eurotiales; Aspergillaceae.
CUUUGAACUCCGCAGUGAAAUUUGUUCCAGUGUCUCAACCAGUUAACUACAAUCCUUAACAAAUGAUCUAACUCACUCCCUACGCGUGAUACCUGGGGAAGAAUUGCUUACUGAAAAAGCCUAGGGAGAACCACCCCCGUAGCUUGAGAAGAGCAUAUCACAGUGGCAACAGCUCUGUCACCGCAUGUGGUACGAACAACUCCAAGAUUCAGUACAGCUAUAUAUUGCCGAUCCAGAUCACUUCACUCUUCAAGUAUUCGGAACAAUUACACGCAGCUCCAUCGAUACUUAACCUAUGGCUUCCGUGACCCCCUCCCCCACCAUCCUCGUACCCCACCUCCCACCGAAGACGUUGGUUGGCAUCGACCUCAUUACCUUCACAUCAACGCCGAAUUUCCAUGGAAUCCGCGAUUUACCAACCGGAUGGCAUUUUCUCUACACAGGAGCAACAGAAAGUUUGUCGCUGAGAAGUGGCGGAUGGUUUUACGUCGGCGAUAUCAGCGCAGCCGGAUCCACGAAUGAUGGUGCUCUGAUCCCAGCCCCGCGAGGGAGUCUGGGACCCGAUGUUAUCGUAUGGAAAUGGGAUACAGACACCGAGACGCUGGCUCCUCUACGUGCAAGCGAUGAUGCAGAUAAGCAGGAGGCAAUGCGCCACAAGGCGAACUUGGCUGCUGUUUGGCAAAGUGGAGGAUUAUUCCGCUUCCGCAGUCGCGUACCGCCCUCAUCUGAGGGUCGGACUCAGUCGCGGGAUGUUGACGAUGAUGAGAAUGAAGAGGAAGGUCGACAAGAUUGGGAGGGCCUUACGAACCGGCUGUCUCCUAGGCUUUUAAAGCGCAUUAUUGGGAGCCCCGAGAUAGAUGUCGAUGGUCGGCCUCGAUGGAUGGUUACUUCAGCGAGCACAGCGCAGAAGGAUAACGAGAGUAUACCCGGUAUUCCUGAACCAGGCCAGGACUCUAGUAGACUAGCGGAUGUCAUUGGGGAGCAAGAGAGCGAGUUUUCUUUCCUUCAUAUUGAUCUUAAGAGGACCUGGAGGGAAGGCGCUAUUGGACGUGAAAGGACAGAGGCUGCCCAGGACCGGUCGUGGGCGCUAGGGGAUCUCAUACAGCAGGUUUCCAAUGCAGAUCAGGAAAAGAGCGAGGUUGAUGAGCAGCUUGGGGAGGCACAGAUCCUGGGUGAAUUACAGUUUACCUUCUUGAUGGUCUUGACGUUGAUGAAUUUCUCGUGUCUUCAGCAGUGGAAGAGGCUGCUGGGUUUAAUACUUACGUGUCAAAGAGCCAUAAAAGAGAGAGAGCAGUUCAUAAGUAACGUGCUACGGUUACUCUUGAUACAGCUUCGGCGAUGCGAUGAUAUUGAAGGAGGGUUCUUUGAUCUCGACGGGGAAGAAGGAGGGGAGUUUUUACGAAAGCUGCUUAUGAAAUUCAGAACAUCACUCUAUGAGGUCAUCGAGGAUGCUGGGACUUUGGUCAAGGAAGAUUUUAAGGAACUGGAAACUUGGGUGACAACUGAAUACGAUUGGGAGCUCAAUCAUGGGGCUUUUGUACGGCGAGGCAUGCUUCAGCUGGAGGAUGGAGAACAGGUUGAAAUGGACAUGCCUGAUGAUGAAGACGAUGAGAUGGGAGAGUACGCCCCUGUUGUGGUAGAUCUGGGCGAAGGCAACGCCCUGUAGGAUGUGCAAAUAUAUUGGAAUAUGUUGAUAAAAAAGAUUCCCUCAAUAUUGGCAAAGCUAAAUUGAAUCAAAG